AUUGGCUCGGAGCGCGACUGAGUUGAGGGGUAGACCAAUCAGAGGCAGGAUACGGGUGGCUCCGCUUCCACCUCGCUGGGAGUUAUACAACGAGCAGCAGCAGCAGAGGCAGUGGACGUACACAGCCCAUGGUGCGAUCGGGUAAAACACGGUGACUCUCUGUUGUGUCUCUGGAGCUGCACACGUAAAUUCAUACUGAGACAUCGAGGAGGAUGGCUGCGACUGCGAAGAAUCCUUUUCAACAUAUUGUUGAGCCCCUGAAUCCAGAUGAGCCAAAGCAGCAGUUUUUCAAUCUCUCCAAACUUGGAGACAGCAGAUAUGACCGUCUGCCGUUCUCCAUCCGGGUACUCCUGGAGUCUGCUGUCCGCAACUGCGAUGGGUUUCUGGUGAAGAGCUCAGAUGUGGAAAGUAUCCUCAACUGGAAGCAGACCCAGACUAAAACUGUGGAGGUUCCAUUCAGACCGGCCCGUGUCAUCCUCCAGGACUUCACUGGUGUUCCUGCUGUGGUGGACUUUGCUGCCAUGCGUGAUGCAGUGAUGAAACUGGGUGGUGACCCAGAAAAGAUUAAUCCAGUUUGCCCCGCUGACCUCGUCAUCGAUCAUUCCAUUCAAGUGGACUUCAACAGGAAGUCUGAUAGCCUUCAGAAAAACCAGGAUUUGGAGUUUGAGCGCAACAGAGAAAGAUUUCAGUUUCUAAAGUGGGGCUCUAAAGCUUUCAAGAACAUGCGAAUCAUACCUCCUGGUUCAGGGAUCGUUCACCAAGUCAACCUGGAGUAUUUGGCCCGAGUGGUCUUUAAAUACGAUGGGUUCUUCUACCCCGACAGCCUGGUGGGCACAGACUCCCACACCACCAUGAUUGAUGGCCUGGGUGUCCUCGGCUGGGGUGUGGGUGGAAUUGAGGCGGAGGCUGUGAUGCUGGGUCAGCCAAUAAGCAUGGUUCUGCCUGAAGUGGUGGGAUACAAGUUGUAUGGGACCCCAGAAAAACUCAUCACCUCCACUGACAUAGUCCUCACGGUUACAAAGCACCUCCGCCAUGUGGGAGUAGUGGGGAAGUUUGUGGAGUUCUUCGGCCCAGGUGUGGCUCAGCUGUCCAUCGCUGACAGAGCCACCAUCGCCAACAUGUGUCCAGAGUACGGAGCCACAGCAGCGUUCUUCCCCGUGGACUGCGUCAGCAUUCAGUACCUUGCACAGACAGGGCGAGAUUCCAAAAAGCUGGACUACAUCACAAAGUACUUGAAGGCUGUGGGCAUGUUCAGGGACUACACUGACGCCUCUCAGGAUCCAGAUUUCACUCAGGUGGUGGAGUUGGAUCUCAGUACAGUGGUCCCAUGCUGCAGUGGUCCCAAAAGACCCCAAGACAGAGUGGCUGUGUCUGACAUGAAAAAAGACUUUGAUUCGUGUCUGGGAGCAAAGGUAGAUAUAGCUGUACACUUUGAGGUUGUUGGCUAUGGUUGCAUGACGUGUAUAGGCAACAGUGGGCCGCUCCCAGAGCCAGUGGUGGAAGCCAUAACUCAGGGAGAUCUGGUUGCUGCGGGCAUCCUGUCAGGAAACAGAAACUUUGAAGGGCGAGUCCACCCCAACACCAGAGCAAACUACCUGGCUUCUCCACCACUCGUCAUUGCUUAUGCCAUCGCCGGCACCGUGAGGAUUGACUUUGAGAGGGAGCCCAUUGCCAAAAAUUCUGAAGGGAAAGAGAUCUUCCUGAGGGACAUCUGGCCCACACGAGCGGAGAUCCAGGCUGUGGAGAGAAUGUUUGUCAUUCCAUCAAUGUUUAAAGAAAUCUAUGCGAAGAUUGAGAAAGUGAAUGAACGCUGGAACUCCCUGGUUGCUCCCUCUGACAAGCUGUAUACCUGGGAUCCCGAGUCAACUUACAUCAAGUCGCCACCGUUUUUCGAUGGCUUGACGAUGAAGCUGCAGCUUCCUGGGUCCAUAACCGAUGCCUGCGUGCUGCUGAACCUGGGAGACUCGGUCACCACAGACCACAUCUCCCCUGCGGGGAACAUUGCCAGGAACAGCGCUGCGGCACGCUACCUUACCAGCAGGGGUCUGACUGCGCGCGACUACAACUCCUACGGCUCCCGUCGAGGUAACGACGCUGUGAUGGCCAGAGGGACGUUCGCAAACAUCCGGCUCUUUAACAAGUUCCUCAACAAGCAGGCGCCUCAAACCAUUCACCUGCCCUCAGGAGAAACGCUGGAUGUGUUCGAUGCUGCAGAGAGGUACCAGCAGUCCAGUACCCCCCUGAUCAUUCUGGCCGGGAAGGAGUACGGCUCAGGCAGCUCCAGAGACUGGGCCGCUAAAGGACCCUUCCUACUGGGUGUUAACGCAGUUAUAGCCGAGAGCUAUGAACGGAUCCACCGCAGUAAUCUGGUGGGGAUGGGAGUGAUUCCUCUGGAGUAUCUACCAGGAGACACAGCUGACAGUCUGGGGUUGACCGGCAGGGAGCGCUACACCAUCCCCAUCCCCGAGCAGCUCACUCCCAGGAUGCUCGUCGACGUUCAGCUCAACACAGGGAAAACAUUCCAAGUGCGGAUGAGAUUCGACACGGACGUGGAGCUGGCAUAUUUCCACCACGGAGGAAUCCUCAACUACAUGAUCCGCAAGAUGUCUGAAAACUAACCUGCGGAAAGCGAGAUGCAUCUGUUGCAAUUCUCAGCUCAAGCUCAACAUGGUAAUAAUCCAAUGUAACAGCCAACAAACGAAAUACUGUCCAGGAAUAGUUCAACGAGUCAAACUGUUCAGUGCAAUGAGCCACUCACAGAGACACAAUCUUCUCAUUGUCGAGAACGCUGCUACGAGUCAUGUCUGAAGUCUGGAGUGAAUUUGCUGCAUGUCACAUGUGAAUUGUAUGUGAAGAUAUGCAAGGAAGCGUGAUACUUAAUUUAAAAAUGCCAUGAGUUAAAAGUCGCUUCAUGUCCUCCUGUAUUUCUUUGUCAUAACAACGAAAUUCCAACCUGCACUUUCAGAGGCAGCAGUUCUUCUGCUUCUAUGAUUACUUCACUUUAUCACAGCAUGGCUCUUAUUUUGUCUCCCGUCGUAAUGAUAAGACCUGGAGCUGGCUUUCAGAAUUUGUACGUCUAUGGUACCAAUGUCAAGCUUCGGGGCUUCACUGCCACAGACUUCUAUACUGUGGGUGUCGCAGUCACACUAAGGAAUGCUCACUUUAUACAUGUGGGUCCCUGUUUCGUUAGCUGCUCUCUAUUUGAACAUGCAUGAGUGCACGCAGGUGACGUGAUACACCAUCCGGGCGACAAAGACGACGAUAAUGAUAGUUAGCGCUCAGGAUGUUUGUCCGAUAAAGAACUGAAGUAGCAAAUGCGUCAAAUAAGAGCCAGGUUGUAAUAAAGCAGAAAUAUUCUUUCACAUGUUGAGAUUUAAAUUGAAUUCUUCCUCAUAUUAAGCAUUUAUCUUUAUAUAGAUUUUAGUUUCUCAGGGUUAUGGGGGUAAACGGUUGGGGGUGUGAGGUAUGUGUCGCAGAAAGUACUUUUUGGUGGUGAUGGAACUGUAAAGUCACAUGGGGAGGAAUCAGGCGCAGCUCGAGUGUGAGUGCACAUUAUUCUUCUGGUUACUCCUCCAGCUAAAGACACUGUGGCGACACGGUGUGAUACAGUAAAGGUUCUUAUUUUCUCGUCGUUUCAGCCCACGUGAGCUGCUUUCAUUGGAUCUGCCCCUGUGGUGGUUUUUAUUCAUUCUCUCCAUCUCGCUGAUUUAGUCAGUGAAAACAUGCCUGUUUGUUCUUUAGACAUUCCAGUGCAAAGCUGCUUUUGUCAACGUAUAAACUGCCUUAAUAACUUCAUAAGUCUGAUCAUGUUGUUGAUCAUUUUUAUUUCAAGGAGACUGACAAACCGUUGUUGUGCUAACUGUUGCACGUUCCCUACAAUCUGAAAGCGUUAAACCACAGGAUAUUGAUAAACAGAAUAAAAAUACUUUUUUUUGCAA
This is a messenger RNA of Paralichthys olivaceus (Japanese flounder), 3938 nucleotides long. NCBI's taxonomy places the organism in Eukaryota, Metazoa, Chordata, Actinopteri, Pleuronectiformes, Paralichthyidae. The record is from RefSeq and is a predicted model, not a curated record.